Molecule: messenger RNA, 507 nt
Organism: Mycena citricolor
Lineage: Eukaryota; Fungi; Basidiomycota; Agaricomycetes; Agaricales; Mycenaceae
Source: the annotation of a GenBank genome assembly
GCGUUUGCAGCGCAGAGACGGGGGUGGGGAAAACCUGGCGCCAGCUUAUGUCCGAGGCGCGUCGACUUCGCUGGCUCCGAUGCACACGGCGAGCUUCGCCUCCGGAAAUGACAGCGCCGGUCGUGCAUGCACAGCCGCAGGAUUCCUGGCGAGCAUGAAGCGUGUCUGAUUCGUGCAGUGGCGGGGCUGCCCCGACGCGUGCGAGGCCUCUCGUAACGGUGGCACUGUAUAAAGAUUAGAACCCGCCCCGGAAGUAACGUUAAAAGUGUAUCGCCCCGCCCGCAGCUCCACGUCCGCCCCAGGAACCCCGGACCGUAGUGCGCCCAGCCGCUUCUGAAUCAUCUUUGGUCCCUGGCUCAACACUUUGCAAUCCCGCGGUCAGGACCCUGAUCAGUCCUUGCGAUCUCGGGUCAGGAGAUGAAGCACCCCCAGUUGUACCUGGCCAAUGCCUACCAGCAUGAUGGUGUUUGGAUCGGAGAAUUCUCUGCAUUGAAUCGUAUGGUGGCC